AUGGAGGUGGCUCGUACCUCCAUGAUAUGUGCGGCUGCUCCCCAUUUUCUGUGGCCGUUUGUGGACCGGUACACUACGCAUCAGCUAAACCUUUGGCCCUGUGUGUCUCAGGUAGACCCACUCCCCUUGGCUGAGCCUGUCGAGGUCACUAGCGACUGUGGUGCUGCUGGGCGUGGUGCUGCUUGGGGUACCGCGUCUAGGGGUGCUGAGCCUGCGGGUGCGGAGCCUGGGAGUGCUGAGCCUGUGCGUGCGGAGCCUGGGGGUGCUGAGCCUGAGGGUGUUGAGUCUAAGGGUGCGGAGCCUCGGGGUGUUGAGCCUGAAGGUGCGGAGUCUAGGGGUGUUGAGCUGGAGGGUACCGAGUCUGGGGGUGCUGAGCUUAGGGCACUAUUGCUGGAGGUGCUGGAGCUGGGGGCGCUGGAGGUGCUAGCGCUGGAGGUCCUGGGGUUGCUGGAGUUGCUGGUCCUGGAGGUGCUCGUACUGGAGGCACUGGAGUUGCCAGGGCUGGUGGUGCUCCUGGAGCUAGAGGUGCUAGUAGUGCUGGCGCUGCUGGUCCCGGAGGUGCUCGUACUGAAGGUACUAGAGCUGCCGGAGCUGGUGGUGCUGCAGGCACUGGAGCUGGAGACCCUGGAGCUGGAGGCACUUGAGCUGGAGACCGUGGAGCAGGAGGCGCUGGAGCUGGAGGCAUUGGAGCUGGAGGCGCUGGAGCUAGCGGCACUGAAGCUGGAGGCACUGGAACUCGAGAAACUGGCGCUGGAGGUGCUGGAGCUGGAGACACUGGAGUUGGAGGCACUGUGGCUGGAGGCGAUGGAGCUGGAGGCACUGGAGCUGGAGGUGCUGGCGCUGGAGAUGCUGGAGCUGGAGGCACUGGAGUUGGCGGCACUGGAGCUGGCGACCCUAGAGCUGGAGGUGCUGGCGCUGGGGGUGCUGGAGCUGGUGGUACUAGUGCAGGAGGCAGUGUGCAGCGGCGACCGUUUUCGCUCUGCCGUCGCCGUCCGUGUCCCGCCUGCGUCAUCUCUUGCUGACGGUCCGGACCCCGAGUCUGACUUAGUUCGUGCUGCCAAUCCUACUGUCACACGUCUUCUAGCCUCUGUUGUCACUAACCCUUCGUUUGAGUCCGCUGCUACGUCUGCCCCGGUUGAUGAGCUUGUUGAAUUUGCUGCCGCCUGUUGUCUCGACUACGCCGCUAGUCUUGUUGCUAAUUCUGAGUCUAUCUGUCCUCCGUCUGUCGGGGGUGAGUGUGCUCUUGGCACGGACGUCCUUGAGGACAGGCAAGAAGACUUUGAGUGUUUUGCGGCUGCUGUACCUCAUCUCGUAGCCAUGCUGCUUGCUCCUGAGGGAGACCCAGAUGCACGAGACAUCCCGACCCCGCGCUCUUACGCAGAGGCGAUUACGAGUCUUUAA
Closterium sp. NIES-65 is the source of this 1401-nucleotide messenger RNA. The record is from the annotation of a GenBank genome assembly. Lineage: Eukaryota; Viridiplantae; Streptophyta; Zygnematophyceae; Desmidiales; Closteriaceae.